Molecule: messenger RNA, 2787 nt
Organism: Pieris napi
Lineage: Eukaryota; Metazoa; Arthropoda; Insecta; Lepidoptera; Pieridae
Gene: Gbs-76A
Product: glycogen-binding subunit 76A
Exons: 2
Coding region: 161-1786 (541 amino acids)
Biological process (GO): regulation of glycogen biosynthetic process
Cellular component (GO): protein phosphatase type 1 complex
Molecular function (GO): glycogen binding; protein phosphatase 1 binding
Source: RefSeq, a predicted model, not a curated record
UUCGAUAGAUGCGCGUGCGACGGGUGGCCGCGCUUACUACCCGCAAUAGGCAUUAAAAUUACCGCCGGACAGUGUUUAAAUUAAAAGGGGGUCUAGUGUUUGUGAAUGGGACAGUGCUUGUGACUGAACUGUGUUUGUGAAAAUAUCACCAAUAAUUAAUAUGUCAUUGGAGCAUCAAAUACCUCUGAUGAAAAAGACGCAGAUGAAUGGUGAUCACGCCAGCUCUCAGUGCGGUCUGACGUCGCUGCUGCCCAUGUCUUGUCGUGGUCGGGCCGCAGCGUUCGCGCGAGACUUACAAUCCAGACUCCGGAACCUCGGUCCUCCUCAAGAUGUGGAAUGCGAGAAUUCCUGGCUCAACAGAGAGAAUGGCGUACACCGGCCGUCCACGUCGUCACAGCGGGACCUAGAUACCUUCUACGAUUUUGAGCUCGAAUGUGAAAGCCCGUCCAGCCCCGUCGAAGAGUACUCAGCACCUUUUACGGAACGAUUACCUGAAGACUCAGAGCUCCCUUUCUACGAUAUCGACUCCGAAGAACUUAAAGAACAGAAAAAGUUUGUACUGAAGCACCCUGAUAAUGGAAAGAAUGGAUUUAAAUUCACAACAGCUUUCUUCACAGAAUCUCCUAUUAAAGUGCAACCAGCCCCAAAAGAAAAUGGACACGUUGACAAACCAUUGUUUUCGGCAAUUACAUUUGAAGGGUGUGCCAGGCAAAAUAGUUUUGAUGAAGUAGACUGUGUAGUGCCAACAUUGUGUAACUUGGAAAACGACAGGAUACUUGCGCAUAUUAGUUCCACGAUCGACAGUGAUUCUGAGUUUGAGUCUGCAAAGAGCGAGCCUUCAGAUGCAAUCGAAGAUUAUACUGAUUUGGAUAAACGUUCAGAUGAUAACAGCGAAGCUCUAGAAAAUAUCUCUCUCGACGCUGAACUACCUGAAGAAGAGGAAACAAAGGUUGAGCAGGAAUCAGUCAAUUGUGAAUCUAAGGUGGAGAAUGGUAAUCAUGAGACCAACCAAAUUUUAGAAACAGACUGUUUAUCAGCAAAUGAAAACGAACAACAAUCAAAUGAAGAAUCUAAACUCGAGGAGGAAGGUGAAGAUGAUAGGCCACAGAGAGUGAGACGAUGCUCGUCUUUGAAAACUGGAAAAACUCCACCGGGGACGCCAGGCAGGAAAAAAAUUGUGCGAUUUGCAGACGUACUGGGGCUCGAUUUAGCUGAUGUGAAAACAUUUAUGGAUGAGAUUCCUGUAAUUCCUAAGUCUGCUUAUGAUGAUCUGACCGAGUGUGAUGUCCAAAACUCCCCUCCUGCUCGCUCCACUCCAAGAUUUGGUGCUCUGACGCUAGUUCCUCUUUUCCGACUUCCCAAAGAUUUAACAGACAAGCUCGAAAAACAAAAUAUAUGUCUUGAAAGUGCAAGAGUCUCGGAUGGCGUUCACAUUACGAUUUGUGGGUCCGUGCGAGUAAGGAAUUUAGACUUUCACAAGACAGUUCAUGUACGAUACACUAUGAAUCGAUGGAAAACUUAUACAGAUUUACAAGCAAUUUACGUGCAAGGCUCGUGUGAUGGCUAUUCUGAUCGUUUUCAGUUUGUACUCUAUGCUCCCUGUAUAUCGUCAGGACAAAGACUGGAAGUUGCUGUAAGAUUUCAGUGCAAAGGUCAACAGUUUUGGGAUAACAACUGCGGAGCAAACUACUGUUUCGACUGCUUGGCUCUGGGGGCAAUGUUGACUGCAGCGUCGCCUCCUGGCGCCCUUCACCCUACCGUAGACUGGCAUCCUUCUUUCUACUGAUGCGCUUAUAACGGAAUUUGCGAAUAAGAGCGUAAAUGCGUCGACGGCGUCGUGAGAGAAGCGAUGUACCUGUCCUGGCUCGACUGAGAGUGCGCAGGCGGCUCGCAGGGACGCCCGUUGCUAGUCACAUUCCUGUGCCUACUUCCACUGCAAACAGUUCCUACGUGAGAGAACUUGGCGUCCUACGUUAUCGAGGCUUCAGAUGUAAAGCAAUAUUGUGAUAUUCUAUAGACUAGGUGUAGAUUAUAUUGAAACGAGUGUUUCACUCGUACGGAGUGCCAUUUGCAAUAAUUACUGAUUUUGAAGAUUUUUCUCAUAUUAAUUUUGAUAGAUUUACGUCCGCGGGACAAUAAAACGCAAUUAUAAGUAAACCCUAUAGAAGAGUAGAGAAAGCUCGCGAGCUGCCCUCACGUUAUGUAAUGAUGUUUGUAUAUAGGCUGAAAGAUGAUGUAAGAUUAUAUUGAUUCUUUAAUAAUGUUUUAAUGAUACUAUUAGCCUUAAAAAUAAUUAGUGUCAGCGAAGCCUCACACAAAUAGACUUUCACGUUAAUUCUUAGAUAUUUUAAAGUAGACGAGACGAACAAAUGUCUCGAUGUCUAGACGUUUUAUAUUAUUGUUGUAAUAAAAUGUUAUAUAUCAAUACAGAUCAAUUAAAUACUGUUUUCUAUUUUUAUAUAAACAAAUAUAUCAAAAUCUCCAUGACAAUUUAUGUAUUAAUUAUAUGGACUUAUUAAGAAUUGUAUUUGUUUAUUAAAAUUGAGAUUCUAUUUAUCGAGAGACUAUUAGGAAUUAUGAAAUUAAAUUAUUAUUAUUUUUAAGAAAUUAUCGAUAUUUAUAUAACUGUUUUCUUUCUUGUACCUGAAUUCUAUGUGGCCAUUAAUUUUUACGGUUUGGAAUAAAAUUAAUUUGCCGUUGUACUGAUUAAUAAUUAUAAUGAUUGUAAUAAAAUUAUUGACAAUUGUUUCAUCGAUAAACAAUCCUAAUAAACGAAUUUGCAUAAUA